AAUUGAAGGAUUUUGUCAUUUUCCCUAUUUGUAUCCAAUCCGCUGCAGAUUUGCUCUCAUGUUCAGUGGAAUUGCAGGUUUCUACCCCCCAUAUUUUGAUUACUUUGUGCUUCGGUAAAAUUCGGCCAUGGCGGAAACCGGCGCAUUUUAGCAUACAUACGCAGUUCGGCAUACUUUAUUCUAUUUCGGCAUUCUUCCCCCACACGGAUAUUUCACAAGAAAUGUGUUGGGGAUACAUAGCCAUACCUGAAUUUGUUUCGAGGAAUUAAUCGAAUCCGAGGAGGCUAACAUCAGUUUAUCAGCAAUGGGGCAUUCAGCAGCAGUUUGGGAUCACCGAGCUUCGAUUGAAAUGACAAAGGAUUGGAACGGGAUAGAUCAAGUUGUUCUUCGUAGCCCUCGAGGAGCAUCAGCUCGAAUCAGUCUGCACGGAGGACAAGUUGUUUCGUGGAGGAACGAUAGAGGCGAAGAACUUCUGUUCACCACUAGUAAGGCUAUCUUCAAGUCUCCGAAAGCAAUGCGAGGAGGGAUCUCUGUUUGUUUUCCGCAGUGUGGAAGCUGUGGUGUUCUUGAGCAGCAUGGAUUUGCAAGGAACAAGAUUUGGUCGAUCGAAGAUGAUCCUCCCCCACUAAAUCAAAAAGAUUCUGUCGGCAAAUCCUUCAUAGACUUACUUCUGAAACCAGCCGAAGAAGAUCUCAAGUUCUGGCCACAUGGGUUUGAGUUUCGUCUUCGAGUCUCCCUGGCAUCGGAUGGGAACUUGACAUUGGUGUCGCGCAUCAGGAAUGUGAACGGGAAGCCUUUCAGCUUCUCGUUCGCUUACCACACACACUUAUCAGUUUCGGACAUCAGUGAAGUUAGGAUUGAAGGUCUCGAAACUCUCGAUUAUCUGGACAACCUCUGCCAAAGGGAACGGUUUACCGAACAAGGCGACGCCAUAACAUUUGAGUCUGAGAUCGACCGUGUUUACCUAAGCUCUAGCCAAUGUGUUGCCGUCCUCGAUCACGAAAGGAAGCGAACAUAUGUGAUGAGGAAGCGAGGACUACCCGAUGUUGUGGUGUGGAAUCCAUGGGAGAAAAAGUCGAAAGCGAUGGCGGAUUUUGGGGACGACGAGUACAAGCAGAUGCUGUGCAUAGGCGCGGCGGCAGCGGAGAAGAGCUUGACUCUGAAGGCCGGGGAGGAGUGGAUGGGGCGGAUCGAGCUCGCGGCAGUCCCGUCGACUUUCUGCAGUGAUGAUCUUGAUUGAUUGAUGGUAGCUUUAAACUCAACUCAACUCAAGCCUGUGGUUUUUUUUCGAGAUGGCUGGCUGAUGUUGUUUGUUGGAUUUUCGAUAUUUCCUUGCAAUUUCAUUCUCUCGUACUAUUAAGAGAUGAAAGUGGAAGUAAGAAAAUUCAAAUGUUUGUUAUUAUUAUUAUUGUCUUUUUAUAUAGUAAAUUAGUGCAGAAGUUUGACAUAA
This is a messenger RNA of Andrographis paniculata, 1450 nucleotides long. RefSeq names its product putative glucose-6-phosphate 1-epimerase. The record is from RefSeq and is a predicted model, not a curated record. The transcript has 9 exons. Gene Ontology annotation, biological process: carbohydrate metabolic process. Bases 305 to 1240 code for a protein of 311 amino acids. Gene Ontology annotation, molecular function: carbohydrate binding; isomerase activity. NCBI's taxonomy places the organism in Eukaryota, Viridiplantae, Streptophyta, Magnoliopsida, Lamiales, Acanthaceae.